AGAGGUUGAGAACAAUGACUAACCACCUAGCUAACGCCUAAACCGCGCUCUCUCUCUCUCUCAUGUCUGCUGCUGCCUUGUUUGUGUCAUUAAUACAAUGAUUCUUGGUUGGAAGAUAUCUUUAUGACAAUGCCACCUACUGAACUGUAGCUCAAGAAAAAAACACGCACAACACACAGUUGGAGAGAAUGUUCAAGCUGCAGAGGCAAACCAACAAAGCAUCCAAGCCAAGAGAGAGGCUUGAUUUCAAAUUCUCAAAUUUUCAAGCCCUCCAGGUACCAAAGGGUUGGGACAGGCUUGUCGUGUCUAUAAUUUCUGUAGAAACAGGGAAAACACUUGCUAAAUCAGGCAAAGCACCUGUCAAGAAUGGUUAUUGCCAAUGGACAGAGACUCUAUCGGAAUCUAUCUACAUUCCAAGAGAUGAUUCUUCCAAAGGCUAUGAGGAAUCCCCCGUCAAGCUCGUUGUUUCCGCGGGCUCGACAAGAUCCAGCAACCUCGGAGAAGCAACCAUCAAUGUAGCCCAGUAUGCCGGUCCAAGGGUGUCUGCUGCAGUUUCACUGCCUCUAAAGAAAUGCAGUUAUGGGACGAUCCUGCAGGCCAAAAUUCAAUGCCUAAUCCCAAGAUUGAAAAUCAGUGAUGAAGAAUCAAAAUACUCGAAUUCUCAAGAAAAAGAUCAGAGUGUGGAUCAUCGUGAAACGGAGCGUGUUACUAAUGGGUCGGAUAAUUCCAAUGGUAGUAGUGUUGGACAAAGUGAAGACUUCACCACUACCUUUCCUCCACCGAAAUCAACCAGCAAGGAAGCAAGUCAAUCAGCAUCUGGGAGAAUUCAGAGCUCUGACUCUCCAGAGGGAUCCGGAGGGAGGGAAAAUUUGUCCAUAAAGAAUGCUUUGAAGAGUGAAGAAUAUAGUUCUAAUGGAAGACAAGAUGGAGAUUAUUAUUCAGUUGACAAUGAUUCUCCAUUGAACCAGUCGUCUGAAAACUCCCGGCUGUAUUUGAGAGGGGAUUUGCGAAAUGGAGGAGCAAACAGGCCAUCUUUGACGAACUUUGGUUCUUCAAGGAAUCUUCUGGAAGCUGCAGAAGAUACAAUAGAUGAACUCCGAGCAGAAGCCAAAAUGUGGGAGAGAAAUGCUAGGAAGCUAAUGAUUGAUUUGGACAUGUCAAGAAAAGAAUUCUCUGAUCUGUCGAAAAAGCAGGCAGAACUAGUAGUCGAGCUCUCAGCUGCAUGUGCAGAACGUGAGGGCCUGAAGAGAGAAGUUGAACAUUUGAAGCUUGAGCUGGAAAACUUGGCAACAACUCAGGCUAGCCAGGAAAAUCUCCUCAUUCAAGCUGAAAGCCUGAUGCAGAUCCAGAAGGUACUAGAAAACGAGACAAAAUAUCAAAAGAUUCUGAAUGAUAAUUUAGGCCAACAACUGAGACGAAGCCAAGAAUCAAAUAUAGAACUCGUUUCUGUUCUUCACGAGCUCGAAGAGACCAUAGAACAGCAGAGAAUUGAAAUAGAGAAUCUUUCAUCUCUCAAACUGGACUUCACAGAUUUAGAGAAUUCUAUAGCUAGAAAUUCAGAGGAUAACAGGGCUCUGCUGCUCCAGUUGCAACAACUCCAAGAAUCAGAGAAGAAAUUGCAAGCUGAUGUUGAAUUGCUUGAGGAAGCUUUAAGGGACAAAACUAAUGAACUGGAGCAAGAACAGAAAUCAAACAGUGAGGUUCUGUUUCGUGUUGAAAAGGAUUACGAAUACAAAAUGUCUGUUAAAGAAGAAGAAAUUGCCAUGUUAAAAGCAGCACUGUCAGGUGACGUUAACGGUGAACAUUUAGAGGCAAUGGAUGACAACAAGGAAGAUAAUGCGGAUCACAUCACGGAAAUAGAAUCCUUGAGAAAAAAAGUUGAGGAGUUAGAGAAGGAUUGUACUGAGCUCACUGAUGAAAAUCUCGAACUGUUAUUCAAGCUCAAGGAAUCAAAUAAAACUAACAUCAGAAAAUGCUCGUCUUCUGAUUCAAUUUCAAGUGAGCAUCAUACCAUUUCUCGUAGUGAUGAGUCUGAAAUAAGUGAUCCAAAAUUCCUGGAAGAGGAGCUUAAGAAGAAAGUAACUGACGAGGUGCAGAAUGCUGGCUCUGAAAGUUCUGAACAUUUCACUGAGAUUUUGAAACAACUAGACAUGUCUUUUAACCUUCUGAUGAAGCCUUGGUACGGUAUAUCAUCUGAGACCUGCGAUGACUUUGUUUGUGAUCUUACGAGUGAAAACAAGGGAAACAAAACUACUAAAAUGUCAGCUGAACAUAUUCUUGGCUUUUUGCAAGAACUGAAUAAGCUCUUGGAAAUGAGGAUCACCGACUCUGAUGAAAUUCUCAAGCAUCAUGAGAUUGAGAUCAAAGAGAGAAAUGUUAUUAUAACUGAUGCUAAAAAGAAGAUGGAAGACAGCUAUUUGGAAGUUCAAGAACUUGAAAAGUCAAAGGCCAAAAGCGAAGAGUACAACGCAAAUCUAAUAAAGGAAUUGGAUCAAAAAAGAUCUGAGAUUGAUUUUAUAGAGUCUAAUUUGCUUUCGAAGGAACAGGAGACCAUCUUUCUUGUGCAGCGUCAGAGGGAAUUAGAAAUCACUUUAUCAGGAUUGCAAGAAGAAAACAUGCAGUUCCAGGAAUGCAUAUCUUGUCUGGAAACUCAAGUAAGACAACUGAAAGAUGAAAAGGAAUUUUAUCUGCAGGAAACAGAUGAUUUCAGAUCUGUUGCCAUGAGUGUCCAAGACGAAAUCCAGAAAUUGAAAGUUGAAAUGGACAUUCAAAUAUUGGAUCUCACACAAAAAUCAGAAGAUAUACAGAAACGAUGGUUGGGAGCUCAAGAAGAGUGUGAAUAUCUUAAAGAAGAGAAUAAGACAUUACAGGCAUCUACUGCAAUUUUAGAAGAGGAAAGAGUUAAACUUCUGAAUUCAAAUUCAGAACUGAAGAGGAUAAACCAAGAACUGCAAGAGAAUUGUUCAUCACUGGCAGCUCAAUUAAGUGAAUCGAAGAAAAGCUUGUCUGAAUGCACUAAAAAGGUUGAAGUUUUAGAGGAUCAUCUCGCUUCAAUGACAAAUAAUUUUGCCCUGAGAGAAAAUAGUCUUAAAUCAAAGGUAGAUGCACUCAUUAAAGAAAAUAGCGAGCAUAAAGAAAAACUUCUUCUAGAGGAGAAUUUGCAUCAGAUACUUUCGGAGAAGACAAUAGAGUUUGAGAGCCUUCAAAAAGAUGUAGAACACCUCCAUAGGCAAGUAUCUCAUGGUCAUAAGGAAAGGGAAAGAAUUUCUCGUGAAGCUUCAACUGAAGUUUCUCGUCUUAUAGCAGACAAGGCUGAGCUGCAAGCUUCCCUUCAAGAAGUUCAGUCAGAAGCUGAAUUGACAAAGAAUGAACUCGAGGCGGCCCUGCAAGAAUCUAAGUUCCAAGUUGAUGACUUAAAAAGUCAGCUAGCUGCUGCCAAACAAAGUCAUGAGAGACUCAGGGCUGACCAUGAAAGAAUUCUGAAAUUGUUAGCAAAUUACAGAAAAAGUGAAGAAAAACUAAAGAGCGAGAUGAACGAGCUUGAAUUGAAGCUUACCAUCUCUGACUAUGAAUGCCAACAACUUUCUAAAGAAAUGAGCAUUUUGAAGGUUCAGCUGCAGAAUAUAUCAGGUCUUCAGGAUGAAAUAUCCAUCUUGAAAAGCGAUCUCGAGGGCUGCAGGGUCAAUAAGGACCAACUAGAGCUCGCACUGCACACAGUUUCUGGAGAUUAUGAAAAACUGAAGGCAGAGAAGAUUUCAUUCUCAGAGAAAAUCUCCAUUUUUCAGGAUGCUAUGUCUGAGUUUGAGGAAUGCAAAAUGAAGAAGUUAGAACUAGAAGAAAAGCUUCUACAGAUGGAGCAGGAGUUGACUGUGAAAGAGCUUCUCUGUAUCCAGAAUGCUGAGCUUAAAGAUGAGCUGACUGAAUUAAAGAGAGCAAACAUGCAGUUUCAGCAGAAGAUGUAUAGACUUGAGGAGGAGAAAGAUGAAUGCUUAAAGAAAGCUCAAGUUCUGGAAGAAAAUCUAAAAUUGAUGGAGGGUGCAAACAGUCAUGAUUUUCAUGAUGAAAGUCCUCUUGCCGUCAGUGUGGAUCACAAGAAAAAACGACAGCUCCCUGAGGGACUGGAUGUGAAAAACAAGAUCAGAGAUCAGCUGGAAAGUCGUACUUCUGCUGGGCAGAAGAAUUAUGCUGUCGCUUCCAAGAAACCAGCAGCUGAUGGUGAAGUGGUGGCAAGAGAAAGGUAUGAAAGAACGAAGUCAUCACUAGAGACAGAGCUAAGAGACCUCAGGGAGCGCUACCUAGAAAUGAGUCUCAAAUAUGCUGAAGUUGAGGCCGAGCGCGAGGAUCUUGUCAUGAAACUUAAAGCAACCCGAGGUGGCAAGAAGUGGUUCUCCUGGAAUCAACAGCUUCCGUCGUAAGAUGUUAACCUCAAGUAGCAUCUGUACAAACGUAUAAAUAUUUCUGUCUGUUUUUCAUUAUUAAUUCUGCAAUAAGUACUUGCACCAAGCAGGGGAUGAGUAAAUGAGCUUGCAAGUUUUGCACAUUUCUCAUUAAAGUGACCAUAGUUUUGAAACCAUGUGACAAGCUUAGGUACUUCUCCAGAAAGAUACAUAGUGUGAUCUUUGCUGGUCAUUUUUAGUGACAUAGAAGUGUAUUGUAUGAUGUUUACCAAAAAGAUAAAGGAAAAAGUUGAGAGAAAAGCACAUUACAUAAGCAAGCCUAUUGUU
Molecule: messenger RNA, 4724 nt
Organism: Sesamum indicum (sesame)
Lineage: Eukaryota; Viridiplantae; Streptophyta; Magnoliopsida; Lamiales; Pedaliaceae
Source: RefSeq, a predicted model, not a curated record